GGACUCCUGAGGAUUACCCACGAUUUUUUCAUAUGCAUCCAAGGACUGCAGAACUUAGUCUCCUGGAGCCAGUAAAUAGAGACUUUCACCAGAAGUUUGAUUUGGUUAUUAAGGCUGAACAGGACAAUGGUCAUCCUCUUCCUGCUUUUGCCAGUCUGCAUAUUGAAAUACUGGAUGUAAACAAUCAGAGCCCAUAUUUCACAAUGCCCAGUUAUCAAGGCUAUAUUCUGGAAUCUGCCCCAGUGGGAGCAACUAUUUCUGACAGUGUGAAUUUGACCACCCCUCUAAGAAUUGUAGUUCUGGACAAGGAUGUAGAAGAUGUUCCACCUGGUGGAGUUCCUACGAAAGACCCAGAGCUUCACCUUUUUCUGAAUGAUUACACUUCAGUCUUCACUGUCACGCAGACUGGAAUCACUCGCUACCUCACCUUACUUCAACCAGUGGACAGGGAAGAACAGCAAACUUACAUCUUUUCGAUAACGGCAUUUGAUGGUGUUCAAGAAAGUGAGCCAGUUACUGUCAAUAUUCGGGUGAUGGAUGCAAACGAUAACACUCCAACCUUCCCUGAAAUAUCCUAUGAUGUCUAUGUUUAUACAGAUAUGAACCCUGGGGACAGUGUCAUACAGCUCACUGCAGUCGACGCAGACGAAGGGUCAAACGGGGAGAUCACAUAUGAAAUACUGGUUGGGGCUCAGGGAGACUUCAUCAUCAAUAAAACAACAGGGCUUAUCACCAUCGCUCCAGGGGUGGAAUUGAUAGUUGGGCGGACUUAUGCACUUACCAUCCAAGCAGCGGAUAAUGCUCCUCCAGCAGAGAGAAGGCACUCCAUCUGCACUGUGUACAUUGAAGUGCUUCCUCCAAAUAAUCAAAGCCCUCCUCGCUUCCCGCAGCUGAUGUAUAGCCUUGAAAUCAGUGAGGCCAUGAGGGUCGGCGCUGUUUUAUUAAAUCUACAGGCAACUGAUCGAGAGGGAGAUCCAAUAACAUAUGCCAUUGAGAAUGGAGAUCCACAGCGAGUUUUUAAUCUUUCAGAAACUACUGGGAUUCUAACCUUAGGGAAAGCACUGGACAGGGAAAGCACUGAUCGCUACAUUCUGAUCGUCACUGCUAAUGAUGGCAGGCCAGAUGGGACCUCAACUGCCACGGUAAAUGUGGUGGUGACAGAUGUCAAUGACAAUGCUCCAGUGUUUGAUCCCUAUCUGCUCAGAAAUCUGUCAGUGGUGGAAGAAGAAGCCAAUGCGUUUGUGGGUCAAGUAUGGGCAACAGACGCUGAUGCUGGAAUAAAUGGCCAAGUACACUACAGUUUGGGUAACUUCAAUAAUCUUUUUCGUAUCACAUCCAAUGGGAGUAUUUACACAAGAGUGAAGCUUAACAGAGAAGUCAGGGACUACUAUGAACUUGUUGUUGUGGCAACUGAUGGAGCGGUACACCCUCGUCAUUCAACUCUAACACUGGCCAUCAGGGUUUUGGAUAUUGAUGAUAAUAGUCCUGUGUUCACCAAUUCAACAUAUACUGUUGUCGUUGAAGAGAAUCUGCCAGCCGGGACCAGUUUCCUUCAAGUAGAGGCCAAAGAUGUUGACCUUGGAGCUAAUGUAUCUUAUCGGAUAAGAAGUCCAGAAGUGAAGCACAUUUUUGCACUACAUCCAUUUACAGGAGAACUCUCCCUUUUAAGGAGUUUGGACUAUGAGGCAUUUCCAGACCAGGAAGCAAGUAUCACUUUUCUAGUGGAGGCCUUUGAUAUUUAUGGAACAAUGCCACCUGGUAUUGCUACUGUCACAGUGAUAGUAAAGGAUAUGAAUGAUUAUCCUCCAGUAUUUAGUAAACGGAUCUACAAAGGGAUAGUGGCUCCAGAUGCCGUCAAGGGUACACCUAUCACAACCGUUUAUGCUGAAGAUGCAGACCCUCCUGGAUUACCUGCAAGUCGUGUGAGAUAUAGAGUAGAUGAUGUCCAGUUUCCUUAUCCUGCCAGUAUUUUUGAUGUAGAAGAAGAUUCUGGAAGAGUAAUAACUCGAGUUAAUCUUAAUGAAGAACCUACAACAAUUUUUAAGUUGGUGGUUGUUGCUUUUGAUGAUGGUGAGCCUGUGAUGUCCAGCAGUGCCACUGUGAAAAUUCUUGUCUUACAUCCUGGAGAAAUCCCACGCUUCACACAAGAGGAAUACAGACCGCCUCCAGUAAGUGAACUUGCAACCAGAGGGACUAUGGUUGGUGUAAUUUCUGCUGCAGCCAUCAAUCAGAGUAUUGUGUACUCCAUUGUUGCAGGAAAUGAAGAGGAUAAGUUUGGAAUUAAUAACAUCACGGGUGUAAUCUAUGUGAAUGCCCCUCUGGAUUAUGAGACAAGGACAAGCUAUGUACUUCGAGUCCAAGCUGAUUCCCUGGAAGUAGUCCUUGCCAACCUACGUGUUCCUUCAAAAAGCAAUACAGCUAAAGUGUAUAUUGAGAUUCAGGAUGAAAAUGAUCAUCCCCCAGUGUUUCAGAAAAAAUUCUACAUUGGAGGUGUAUCUGAAGAUGCAAGAAUGUUUGCUUCUGUGCUCAGAGUUAAGGCUACUGAUAAAGAUACCGGCAAUUAUAGUGCCAUGGCAUACAGACUCAUAAUACCACCAAUUAAAGAGGGAAAAGAAGGAUUCGUGGUGGAAACAUACACAGGACUUAUCAAAACGGCUAUGUUGUUCCAUAAUAUGAGGAGGUCUUACUUCAAGUUUCAAGUCAUUGCAACUGACGACUAUGGGAAGGGCCUAAGUGGCAAAGCAGAUGUUCUUGUCUCUGUGGUCAAUCAGCUGGAUAUGCAAGUCAUUGUUUCUAAUGUACCCCCUACUCUAGUGGAAAGAAAGAUAGAAGAUCUUACAGAGAUUUUGGAUCGCUAUGUUCAGGAGCAAAUUCCUGGUGCCAAGGUUGUGGUAGAGAACGUUGGAGCUCGCCGGCAUGGCGAUGCCUUUUCUCUAGAAGAUUACACAAAGUGUGACUUGACUGUCUAUGCAAUCGACCCCCAAACCAACAGAGCCAUCGACAGAAAUGAGCUUUUUAAAUUUUUAGAUGGCAAACUUCUCGAUAUCAAUAAAGACUUUCAGCCGUAUUACGGGGAAGGAGGACGCAUUCUGGAGAUCCGGACUCCAGAGGCAGUAACCAGCAUUAAGAAGCGAGGAGAAAGUCUAGGCUACACAGAAGGGGCCUUGCUGGCUCUGGCCUUCAUCAUCAUCCUCUGCUGUAUUCCUGCCAUCUUGGUGGUUUUGGUCAGCUACAGACAGUUUAAAGUGCGCCAAGCUGAGUGCACCAAGACAGCCCGAAUACAAUCCGCCCUACCUGCAGCGAAACCCGCAGCACCUGCCCCUGCACCAGUGGCCGCGCCCCCACCGCCCCCGCCACCCCCGCCGCCUCCAGGGGCGCAUCUCUAUGAAGAAGUGGGGGACAGCACGAUGCAUAAGUAUGAAAUGCCUCAAUAUGGAAGUCGCCGUCGUUUGUUACCACCAACUGGACAAGAGGAAUAUGGUGAGGUGGUUGGCGAAGCUGAGGAGGAAUAUGAGGAGGAGGAGGAAAAGGCAAAGAAAGUUAAACCAAAAGUUGAAAUUAGAGAGCCUAGUGAGGAGGAAGUAGUUGUCACUAUUGAAAAGCCACCAGCAGCUGAGCCAACAUAUACGACGUGGAAGAGAGCCAGGAUAUUCCCCAUGAUUUUUAAGAAAGUUAGAGGACUAGCUGAUAGAAGAGGCAUCAUUGACCUUGAAGAUGAAGAGUGGCAGAGACGCCUUGAGGCAGAAGAUAAAGAUUAUUUGAAACUAACACUGGACCAAGAGGAAGCUACAGAAAGCACGGUAGAGUCAGAGGAGGAAUCCUCAAGCGACUAUACUGAAUACAGUGAAGAGGAAUCCGAGUUCAGCGAGUCUGAGACGACAGAAGAGUCUGAGACAGAGACACCCUCUGAGGAGGAAGAAAGUUCUACCCCUGAAUCAGAAGAAUCGGAAUCCACGGAGUCAGAAGGAGAAAAGGCAAGGAAGAACAUUUUUCUUGCAAGAAGAAGGCCCAUUGCUGAAGAGGUCCAGAAAGUCAAAGAUAGAAAAGAGGAGCUACCUGAAGAGCCAGAAGAACGGAACGUGGAAGAAGAGGAGGAACGCCCAGCAGAAGAACAGGAAAGUGAGCUGGCCCCUGUGGAAGAGCCCAUGGACCUCGAAUCUCAAGACAUCACUGAGGAGGGCAGUGCAGAAUCAGCUUCAGUGGAAGGAGGUGUGGAAAGUGAGGAGGAGUCAGAAUCGGGUAUGAGUAGCAGUAGUAGUGAAAGUCAGUCUGGAGGUCCCUGGGGCUUUCAGGUGCCAGAGUAUGACCCAAGCAAGCAGGCAAACCAAAAGAAGCCUCCAGGAGCAAGCUCAGAAGGUUACAACACAGCACUUUAA
Molecule: messenger RNA, 4376 nt
Organism: Lipotes vexillifer (Yangtze River dolphin)
Lineage: Eukaryota; Metazoa; Chordata; Mammalia; Artiodactyla; Lipotidae
Gene: PCDH15
Product: protocadherin related 15
Exons: 27
Biological process (GO): homophilic cell-cell adhesion
Cellular component (GO): plasma membrane; cell-cell junction
Molecular function (GO): calcium ion binding
Source: RefSeq, a predicted model, not a curated record